This is a messenger RNA of Lates calcarifer (barramundi perch), 6692 nucleotides long. Its product is annotated as potassium voltage-gated channel subfamily D member 2. The transcript has 6 exons. Gene Ontology annotation, biological process: potassium ion transmembrane transport; protein homooligomerization. Lineage: Eukaryota; Metazoa; Chordata; Actinopteri; Centropomidae. The coding region runs from base 641 to 2533 and encodes 630 amino acids. Gene Ontology annotation, molecular function: protein binding; A-type (transient outward) potassium channel activity. Gene Ontology annotation, cellular component: voltage-gated potassium channel complex; membrane. The record is from RefSeq and is a predicted model, not a curated record.
GAGAGAGAGAGUGUAUCGUGGCUCUCCGUCUCUCAGCACCUGUGUGACCGCAGAACAAGCCGCGUUGGUCGCUUCGCCUCGAGCUGAACACCUCCUGUCCCUCCGCUGCAGCUCGGCUCGGCUCGGACCUCCUCUCCGCUGCGGCUGCAGGAGCUGCCCCCUCCCCCCUCCCCCUCUCUCCGUGGUCGCUCGCUCAGGGACCGGGAGGCUCCGGCGUGCAGAGCCGGGGUGAAGCAUGCGUGCGGCGGAUCAGGUCCUGCUCCGUGUCCCGGUGCGGAGCGCGGGAUCAUCCUGAUGCUGGACUUGUUGCUGCGGAAGGAAACACAGUGUGAGAGGAGAGGAAGCACCGGGGAGCGGGUUUAACGGGUUUAAGCAGAGAAUUACAGCUUCAGGAGUUUCAGUGUGUGUGUGUGUGUGUGUGUGUGUGUGUGUGUGUUUGGUGUGUUUUACGCGGACACACACUCCGCUCCUGUGGAUCUGUGGACUCUUCUCUUUACGCGUCGACUUGGAGCGUUAAAUCCUCUUUUUGUUCGGCUCCAUCUGUUGCCCGCUCGCCGUCUUCUCUCACCGGAUGUCCGCUCGCCGCUCCGCCGCUCCGUGAACCUCCUCUAACGAGCCUCCGCACAGCUCCGGGAGCAGCAUGGCGGCAGGAGUCGCGGCGUGGCUGCCGUUCGCCCGCGCGGCGGCCAUCGGCUGGAUGCCCGUGGCCACCGCGCCCAUGCCGGUGCCCCCGAAGGACAAGCGCCGCGGACACGAGGGGCUGAUCGUUCUCAACGUGAGCGGCACAAAGUUCCAGACGUGGCGGGACACGUUGGAGCGGUACCCGGACACCCUGCUGGGCAGCUCGGAGCGGGACUUCUUCUUCCACGAGGAGAGUAACGAGUACUUCUUCGACCGCGACCCGGACAUCUUCCGCCACAUCCUCAACUUCUACCGCACCGGGAAGCUGCACUACCCGCGGCAGGAGUGCAUCUCCGCCUACGACGAGGAGCUGGCGUUCUUCGGCAUCAUCCCGGAGAUCAUCGGGGACUGCUGCUACGAGGACUACAAGGACCGGCGGCGGGAGAACCAGGAGCGGAUCCAGGACGACGAGGAGACCGACGCCACCAACGAGCUGGUCCCCCCGGACAUGAGCUUCCGGGAGACCAUGUGGCGCGCCUUCGAGAACCCGCACACCUCCACCAUGGCGCUGGUCUUCUACUACGUCACCGGCUUCUUCAUCGCGGUGUCGGUUCUGGCCAACGUGGUGGAGACGGUCCCGUGCGGCACCGCGCCGAACCGCGCCAAGGUGGUGUCGUGCGGGGAGCGGUACGCGUUGGCCUUCUUCUGCCUGGACACCGCGUGCGUCAUGAUCUUCACGGUGGAGUACCUGCUGCGGCUGCUGGCCGCGCCCAGCCGCUACAAGUUCGUCAAGAGCGUGAUGAGCAUCAUCGACGUGGUGGCCAUCAUGCCCUACUACAUCGGCCUGGUCAUGACGGACAACGAGGACGUGAGCGGCGCCUUCGUCACGCUGCGCGUCUUCAGGGUGUUUCGGAUUUUCAAGUUCUCGCGACACUCUGCGGGACUUCGCAUCCUGGGCUACACCCUGAAGAGCUGCGCCUCGGAGCUCGGCUUCCUGCUCUUCUCUCUCACCAUGGCCAUCAUCAUCUUCGCCACCGUCAUGUUCUACGCGGAGAAAGGAUCCAGCGCCAGCAAGUUCACCAGCAUCCCGGCCGCCUUCUGGUACACCAUCGUCACCAUGACGACGCUGGGAUAUGGCGACAUGGUCCCGAAGACAAUCAUGGGGAAGAUCUUCGGCUCCAUCUGCUCUCUGAGUGGCGUGUUGGUCAUCGCCCUGCCCGUCCCCGUCAUCGUCUCCAACUUCAGCCGGAUCUACCACCAGAGCCAGAGAGCCGAGAAGAGACGAGCACAGAAGAAAACCAGGCUUGCUAGAAUUCGUGCAGUGAAGAGCGGAGGGGCUAACGCUUAUUUGCAGUACAAACGCAGCUGGCUGCUGAUUGACCCAGAUGAGGAGGCGUCCAAGGAAGCAGGACAGGCGCUGGUGUGUAAAACCAACCCCAACUUCGAGAUGCAUCAUCAUCACCUCCUGCACUGUCUGGAGAAGACCACAAACCAUGAGUUUGUGGAUGAGAAGACGUAUGAGGCCAGCUGCAGGGAGGUGACUCUGGUGAAGCAGGUUUCCUGUUCUUCCUCCAUCUCUUCCUCACCUCACGGCCUCACCUCCUGCUGUUCUCGCAGGAAGAGGAAGACCUUCAAUGUCCCAAACUCCAACAUGUCUGUAGGACUGCAAGGCAGCAUCCAGGAGCUGAGCACCAUCCAGAUCAGAGAGAGACCACUCACCAACAGUCGUUCCAGUCGAUCCAGUCUGAACGCCAAAUUCGAGGAGACGGUUCCUCUGAACUGUGACCAGCCGUACAUGACCGCCGCCAUAAUCAGCAUGCCCACGCCGCCUGGCACCACACCUGAGGGCGAUGAGUCAACCAGCUCCACCGACUACUCCCAGGCCAACAUCGUCCGAGUGUCAGCACUCUAGACGAUACCAACCCCCUCCGACACGGCAGGAGGACGACGGAGGUUCAGGGUCAGGGGUCAACAGCCCCAGCACCACAUCAGACUCAGACGGCAGGGUUUGGUAGCUGCUUCAUGUGUCCACGCUGGAAGUGAUGGGUUAGUUCAAACAGUUCUCCACUCCACCUCUCGGGGAGGAACACGUCAAUUUGAACACAGUAAAACUCAGCUAACCUCGGAUCACAACAUUUUCAACAGUUUCUUUUUGGAAGGAUUUUUACUCCAGCAGUGAAAUAUCAGAGAGGAGAAAAUGGCCGCUCUUUGGCUGAUGACUAAUAUCUCUCUGAGAGAAUUAAUCGUUAUUAUUGCUAUUUUUCAAAUCCUGUACGUCUUCAAAUUUUGUCUUAAAAACACAAAGAAAGUUGAUGCUAAUGUAGAUUUCUUUCUUUUGAAAGUGUUUUAAAGGAAACAUCCAACAUUUUAGGAACCACACUGUUAACCAUCUCACCAGAGUCAGAUGGGAAAAUGGAUCAGUUUCAGAUAUGUUUAGCCUAGCAUAGCACAAAGACUGGAUGCAGAGGGAAACUGCUAGCCUCAGUCUCGAAACCGCUCCAAAACUGUUUGAUUUACAUGUUGCAUCUCUUUAGUGAAUCACCGAUCCAUUAAAGAGUUAGCUGGGUUUAGCUGACCGGAGCCUGUCUUAGACUUUAAAAAUACUUACUUAUUUUGUCAUUACAUAAGAUGACGUAUCGUUAAGUCCUUGGUGUUGGACAAACAGUCUUCCAGAGCUAAGUGCUCCUAAAACCACAGUGUCUCAUUUUCUACUUGUGUCAAAUAAACAAGAUACAAUAUGUAAAGAAAGAUAGUUUUGAAAUUGUUGGUACUUUUUCUUCUCGUGAGACAAGGUUUCAUUUAGCUAGCUUAGAAGUUUCCCCAUCUUCCCAUCUAUCUCUGGGUAUAUUAGCCCUGGUUCAGGACAGUGUGAAUGGUCUUCUCAUGGAAAACUUCUCAUUGGAAAUUCAGUCAUUCAAGUUCAUAAAACCUGUGAAGAAUAUAUUAAGAAUAGAAACUCACCCUGUGGUUGGAAAGUUUUUAAGGUGGAAAAAAAACAAUGUUGACUGAGUGUCAAACAGUCUUAAGCAUGUUUUAGUGACUUUAAACUUAUUUAUUGUUUUUGAUAUUCAUUAAUACACUAUUUCCAUGAUUUCGAUAUUUAUUUGUUCACAUUUCUAUUUAUAAAGUCUGGAUAUGUGACCAAAUCACAGAGUGAUUUUGAGGAGUGUUGAAGUCUUAAAUAUUUCUAAGACCAUGAUACAGUUUGAGUUCUGGAUCAGGGCUUUGUCAAAUGGUUAUCAGCUGUUCCUCCCCCAUUAUAAGCUUUUCCUUUAAUUAGCUGAUUUAGAGGAGGAGGUUUUGUAUUUGCAGCUUGAUGUAGAAAGAUGAGACGAGGAAAACCUUCGAGCAUGUUCAGUAUCUGUGUGUGUUUGAGUGCAUGGACCAGGUGUGUUGUUCCUCUGCAUGCAGAUCAGAUUGAGUGUGUGUGUGUGACCCGCUACUGCAACAUGAGCGGACCAGGUCUGGUUUAGGUCCGGGUCUGGGCCUGGGUCUGGUCCUGACUGUGUAUAUAUUAGUUUUGUACCUGAUCUUUCUGUCGGAGCUCACUGCUCUUCCUCUCUGCUGUACAGACACAUGAACACACUGAACCGCCAUCUUGGAAAACACUGAUGUCAAUUUGUGAUAAGAAAAAAAUCUGUUUGUCUUUGCACUGGAGCUGGCAUUUAUCUUUGUUGUCCUGCUUGCUGGUUUAUUUAAAGCACAUGUUGCCUAAUGUUGUUUUUUUUUUCUUUUUUAGCCUUUAACUUUCAGCCAGGGUUAAAUCACUUUGUUGGGAAGAUGCUUGUCUUUUAUCACUGGUUGAAAGAACUGGUUUCAGGGAGAACUCUGUACUGUAACAAUAGCUGCAGCCGUAAUUUAAAUACAUAUAUAUAACUAUUACAAUGACUACUAAUGAGUGACCCCCUAAAUUAUAAGAUGUCCCAUCACCCAGCUGUCCACUGUAAGAAGAGCAGGAUCUAUGCUUUUAGCUGUUAGCUGUUAGCAGCAUCUUAUUUUUUAUUCUAUUAGCUGUAGCAACAUUUAUUUCAUGAGUUAGCCAAACUACAGUCUAAACUAAUAUUUUAAUAGUAGUAAUAACAAAGCCUUUGUCUUUUUGUUGUUGAAAAAGACCAAGAGAGUGAUGAGUCAGAACACAUAAUUCUCCAGCAUUGAACAUUGUAGCUAGGUAGUCGAGUAUUGAUCAGUAAAUAAUAGUAAAUAGUCAGAAUCUCCCAGUUAUACUUUUAAGAAUAUCACUUUAAUAUCUUUAUAAGAAGAUCUUUGGACACUGUCAGCCUGUGAACUUAUAACAUUAGCUAACGUUAGCUACGUAUCAUUAGCUCUGCUGCUAAAGGUCAGACUGACAGCUUCAACCAUAUCACAGUGAUGUAGCCGCUAACACUAAAUCUGAGCUAUGUUAAACUGUAGAAAUGUUCUGUUACUGAUUCUGACAGUAAACAGAAUUAAACAUUUUGGGAAAUUUAUUCAGAUUAAGAUAUUCAGAUAUAAUUGCAUGUGUUAUGCACAGAGCAUCAGGGCGAGGCUGGCCUAAUGUUAGCUUAGUAUUUUCAUCACGUACCUCCCACUGAAACCAUAAACUGUUGUUAAUAGAUUCUGAUUGUGUGCAGAUUAAUUAUUUAGCUUUAUGUGUGUUAGUAGGUGUAUUUCUGUAGUUUGCACUGAGCCACACUAUAGUUGUUUCACCCUGCUGCCAGUCUUUAUGGUACGCUAGGCUAACACAAAGAUCUGAUUCUCAUAAGUAACUUUAACUGUCAGAAACAGUGAGAUGAUAUUUCUCUGUCUUGAAACUAAGACAACACUAAAAUAUUUUGGUGAAUAUUUUGGAUCACAGUCCUCAUUUGACUUUCUUGUGGAUCCCCCAAAGUCCCAAAAUAUUAUGUUUAUAUCUUUUUAUAUUUUAUCAUUUUAUCAGCUUUUUAGAUAUCUGUGUUACAUUAAACAUUAUACAGUGACUAUAUUUCAUUGUGUAGUCAGGACGCGUUUCACACUGAAAUCUAGCCAUUGAACGAAAAUAUCCAGUAGUUUGGGUUCAAGUAGAGAGUUUUAUUGUUGACUGACAAAUGGAAAAACACUUAAUAUUUGUAUUUUUGUUAUGAAAAUGUUUAAAUUUAAAGUUGGAUCUAAUUUCUCAGAAACAUCAGUAUCUGCCCCAAAUGGUUGAACCCAAGUCACAGUGAACCAUUUCACUGAAACGUCUGAAGACGAACUUUGAAUCCAUUUUGAUACGAAGACACUGGUCUUUUUCUUAAACUAUGAAAACAUUCCUCUCCUCUGUGGGGAGACUUUGUUUGUUAUCCAUUGGAUUUUAAUGAAGAUUUUUCCCGGAUUCACCUUGUGGACGUUUCUACGCUACAACUGGAUUAUAAAUCAUUUGGAGAAGAGAGCACAGCAGAUCACAUUCAGAUGAUCUGGAUUUUAUUUUUUCUGCCAUCAGAGCACCAAAGUAUCAAACAUUUGUGAAUGAGCUCAGUUCAGCACUGAUGCAGUUAUAUUUAAAAAAAAAAAAAACAUUUUAAUGACUAAUAUUUCAUCUCAGUGCUGGUAUUUAUCUUGAACAUGAUCGGUUUCCUUGUUGAUUAUUUUCUAAGAUGUUUCCCAAAUUCAGCUUUUCAGACUGAAGAUGCAAAUGGCCAACCCCGCUAGCUGCCCCUUAUUUAACCCCCCAUCACCAUCACUGCUCGACAGUAAUUUUACAUAUGCAACCAACGUCUUUUUCUUUUUUAUGUUUGUUUUGUAAAGAUAGCUGAUGCUUGGGGACAUGGGGAAUAGAAGAAUAGAAACAUAUUUUUGAGGAUUAUAAUGUUAAUUUUUGGUUGCAAAAGAAAGAACAUUAUGAUUACUGUUGCUAGUGCACAUGUGCUGUAAUUGUUCUUUGGUGUAGUAAACCAUUUUUUUGUUUUUGAUAAUUUCCAUAAGAAGUUGUUGUGUCUUAUGUUCAGUUAACAUUCCACGUGGUAUUUUUCUAAAGCCUUUGCGAUACAACAUGCAUGCGUUUGGAUCAGUUGUCAUGUCAGAGGUGAUGAAGAUGAAAAGGAUUUACCUGUAAAUUGAAUAAAUUUUCCGGAUGA